ACUCCUCUGGGAAGUGACCGGACCGGCUGCUGAGCUCCUGGAGAAACUAGUAGGAAGAAUACGUGGAGUUUGAAAAACUGGAGGAAAGCACCGCCACUCGCCCACUUUCCCUGCACUUUGUCAGAGACCUGUGGCGCAAUGGAGAACUUUCUCUGGAUGCUUUUCUUGGCUCCGAACCUGAGAUGCUUUGCUGAUCCAGGUCUGUCAGUGGAGGCUGAAGGUCUGGCUGAAGCCCAGAGUGGAGCUGCACCAACACAUGAAGGUUAUUUUCUGGAGUUCCAGGAGCCAGUCAACAAUAUUACUCACUUCCAAGGCGAGACGGCCAAUUUACAUUGCAAAGUCACAGGCAACCCCCGACCGACCAUCCGAUGGCUGAAGAACGACGCCCCUGUCGUCCAGGAGCAGGGACGGAUAACAAUCCGAAAGUCAGAAGCAGGAUCCAAACUCCGCAUCACGCACCUGGACACGACGGACACUGGCUACUACCAGUGUGUUGCUUCCAACUCCCUGAAGGUCAUCUCAGCUACAGGCGUGCUGUACGUCAAACUAGGUCAGACGCCGACACAUACUCCUGAUGAAACGUCUCGUGAAAAGGGUUUUUGCCAACCAUAUAGAGGCAUCGCCUGCGCUCGAGUCAUUGGCAACCAGAGCAUCUAUGUUGAGUCCCUGCAGAUGCAGGGGGAGAGUGAAAACAGCAUCACUGCUGCCUUCACCAUGAUCGGCACUUCCACACACUUGUCCGAUCAGUGCUCCAAGUUUGCCAUUCCCUCCUUCUGCUACCACGUCUUCCCCCUGUGUGAUGAAGGCUACAGGGGCCCCCGGCGGCGUCAGCUCUGUCGGGACGAGUGUGAGGCUCUGGAGAAUGACCUGUGCCACGCUGAGUACACCAUUGCCAGAUCCAAUCCCAUGAUACUAAUGCAGCUGAAGCUCCCCAGCUGCCACCUGUUGCCCCGUCCGGGAACGGCUGAGGCUGCUUCCUGUAUGAGGAUCGGUGUGCCAGCAGAGAAACUUGGCGCCUAUUCACCCUCAGACCAGAGUUGCUAUAACGGAAGUGGAGCUGACUACAGGGGGACUGUGAGCGUCACCAAAUCGGGCCACCACUGCCAGCCAUGGAGCUCUCAGUACCCACACAGUCACCACGUGGCACGGGAACACCCCGAACUGUGGGGCAGCCACAACUUCUGUCGAAAUCCAGGAGGACAGAUGCAGGCGCCCUGGUGCUUCACCUUGGACCCGCAGGUUCGGGUUGACCUGUGUGACAUUCAGCCCUGCAUUCCUCCAGAGAAUCCCAGGAAGGAGAUUCUGUUCAUCCUGGUUCCAGCCAUCGCCAUCCCACUGGUCAUCGCCUGUCUGUUUUUCCUGGUCUGCAUGUGUCGCAACAAGCAAAAGGCACCAACAGACACGCCUCCUCGCUGCCAGACCAACGGCUCCCCUGCCCAGGACGUGGAGCUGACCCUCCUCAGCCAGCAGAAACACCAGCUAAAGUUGAGGGAGAUCAACAUGUCAGCCGUGCGUUUCAUGGAGGAACUUGGUGAAGAUCGGUUUGGGAAGGUCUACAAGGGUCACCUGUAUGGGACGGCACCUGGAGAGCAGACCCAGGUGGUUGCAAUCAAGACGAUAAAGGACAAAGUGGACCCUACAGUGAUUGAGGAGUUUCGCCAUGAGGCCAUGUUCCGUUUGCACCUACAGCAUCAAAACGUCGUCUGCCUUCUGGGUGCCGUCACCAAGGAUCAUCCCAUGAGCAUGAUAUUCACUUAUUCCAGCCUUGGCGACUUGCACGAGUAUCUGGUGAUGCGCUCGCCCAACUCAGAUGUUGGAAGCUCAGACGAUGACAGGACGGUCAAGUCCACGCUGGAACAGGCUGACUUUUUGCACGUCAUUACCCAAGUGGCCGCUGGAAUGGAGUAUCUUUCUAGUCAACAAGUCGUCCAUAAAGACCUGGCUGCAAGAAACAUCCUGGUGUACGACAAACUCAGCAUCAAGAUUCUAGACCUGGGUCUGUACAGAGAUGUCUACUCAGCCGAUUACUACAAUCUCAUGGGCACAAGUCCUUUCCCCAUCCGCUGGAUGUCCCCUGAAGCCAUUAUGUACGGCAAGUUCUCCACAGACUCUGACAUCUGGGCCUACGGUGUCUUGUUAUGGGAGACCUUCAGCUACGGCCUGCAGCCAUACUGCGGCUUCUCCAACCAGGACGUGAUUGAGAUGGUGCGCAAUCGCCAGCUGUUACAGUGUCCAGAUGAUUGUCCGUCCUGGAUCUACACCCUGAUGCUGGAAUGUUGGAGUGAAUUCCAAGCAAGGAGACCUCGCUUCAAAGAUAUUCACACACGUCUGCGCUCUUGGGAGAGUCUCUCCAACUACAACAGUUCGGCUCAGACUUCAGGGACUAGCAACACCACCCAAACCAGCUCUCUCAGCACCAGCCCGGUCAGCAAUAUCAGCAUGAGCACCACCAACGCUUCACGCUAUACCACUCCUAAGAAGGGCUCACCCUACCACCAGGCCCAGUUCAUGUCCAUGAAAGGCCAGAUGCACCGGCCCAUGGUUCCCCCUCAGGUCUACAUCCCCGUCAAUGGGUAUCAUCCCAUGCCAGCUUAUCCAUACCUGCAGAACUUUUACCCCAUGCAGAUACCUAUGCCCAUCCCUCCCCAGCAGAUGCACCAUCAACCGCAGAUGGUCCCUAAAGCUGGUUCUCACCACAGUGGCAGUGGCUCUACUUCUACAGGAUAUGUGACCACAGCACCGUCCAACACCUCUGCAACAGAGCGGGCCGCUUUGCUCAAUGAGGACUCCAUCAACAAGGACGAGGUUGACGCAGCGUCCCAGGAAGACGUAGAUCAAAAUGAGCACUCCUCUGUGCCGGAAACAGAAUUGCUAGGCGACAGUGACCACCAACACAGAGAUGAACUGGCGAUCCACUUGUCAGACUCUUAAAUCCUUUGAAGGACAGUGAAGUUGAAUAGGUCUUUGAGCCGUGUUUGUUGUCUGUCGACAAGCAGCAGAAGUGAAGGCGAACAGUGACUGAAUGUUUGUAUUGUUGUUCCGAUGGUGUACAUUGAAUGUCUAGACGAGUUCUCCACUCCCCUUUUUAACAAUCCAUCCACUGCUUUGGUCUGGUGCUGGUUCACAGUACGAACAGUUUCAUCAAAGAUCCCAAAACCAAAGAUUCCCAACCAAUAGCAGAGCUUCAUCUCAGUGUUGAGGAUCUGCAAAAGCGCCCCAGUGUUUCUGUGAUUGCCACGUGGCUUAGAUCUCUUUCCUCCAGUUUGCCCAACGCCUUUCCCAACCUGGUGCUUCCUGUUAACUGUGCAAAACAAGGAUAACUCAUACCUCAGUCUGACAUCUUCGCACAAGCUUGAACUAAGUGUGAAUUAUCUUUGUUGUGGUUACAUCAUUUAUCAUUGUGUGAUGCUUUGGUUUUGGUGCACUUUGCUUUAAGAUGGAUGCUUUAAGAGACGUGAGUUUUUCCAAACACAAGGCUUACUUCUUUCACUACUUCACAAUCCGAGGGACACGAAUGAGGGAUUGCCUUGUGCCCCAUGGCAAUCUUAUUCUUCUUUUGUUGAGUCUAAUCUAAAGCAAUUUCAGCGUACCACAGUUUUCCUCCAUCUUAAUUAUUUCAGUAAUUGCCCUCUUUUCUGUACCAAGUCUUUUUUUUUUAUAGUGGUUCACAGAUGUUGUGCAAUUGUGCAAAUCAUGUAACCCACGUUGGCAAUUUGAUUCCAUAAUUGGAACUUUCGUUGCUGUUUCAACAUUGUAAACACAGUGCUGAGGUCAAACAAAAAUAAACUGAGGUUUCUUUAUUUCAAGAUUUUUUACUUUCUAUGCAAAAGCUAACUUCCAUAACUAGUUGUACAGAUCUGUAAUUUAUGUACUUUUUAUUUGAACGUUUAAUUGGUCAUGGUUUUCGUCAUCUGUGAAUCUUUUUAAAACAAUGUCUUUAUUAACAAAUGUACGUGUUAUAUAAGCUAUUGUAACAAAGAGGUUCUCUUUUCUUUUGUAAUAUGGAUUGUCCAAUAAAGUCAUGUGAAUAAAGUAUUAACAAUGAAGAGCUAAGGAUAUUAUAUUAUAGAAUGAGAUUGAAUGAAUGAAAUUUGAAGCUGGAAUUAACUUAAAGGGUUCUAUCAUUGCUCUUGUGUGGAGUUUCUUCUCUAAGUUAAAUUUAGAAUGCAAAAUAGAGACACCUUCAGUCAAGUCAUGACUUUUGUCAACUCGCUUCUGGAAUUUCAUGCAGAACCUCCAAAGAAAUAGCCAUUUCUAGUUACACAAACAACCGUUCGACUUAGUUCUUCUUGCGUGAGACAGGGAUAAUUCUAUUUUCAGUGUUUAUGUACUCUUCAA
Molecule: messenger RNA, 4338 nt
Organism: Synchiropus splendidus (mandarinfish)
Lineage: Eukaryota; Metazoa; Chordata; Actinopteri; Syngnathiformes; Callionymidae
Gene: ror2
Product: receptor tyrosine kinase-like orphan receptor 2
Exons: 9
Coding region: 139-2931 (930 amino acids)
Biological process (GO): protein phosphorylation; cell surface receptor protein tyrosine kinase signaling pathway; multicellular organism development
Cellular component (GO): signaling receptor complex
Molecular function (GO): ATP binding; transmembrane receptor protein tyrosine kinase activity; protein binding
Source: RefSeq, a predicted model, not a curated record